CGCCUGCCUUCUCCUCGGUGGGCUCCGUAGCGCCAGUCCGACUCCGCUCCCUCGGCAGAAGCGGCCGCCGCCAUCACCCCCCGCGCCGCCACCCAGCCCGGGCACCAUGGCUUCUGGGGUAACAGUGAAUGAUGAAGUUAUCAAGGUUUUCAAUGAUAUGAAAGUACGGAAAUCUUCAACAUCGGAAGAGAUUAAAAAAAGAAAGAAAGCAGUUCUUUUCUGUUUAAGUGCUGACAAAAAGCAAAUAAUUGUAGAAGAAGCAAAGCAGAUAUUAGUUGGUGACAUUGGUGUCACAGUUGAGGACCCUUAUAUAGCCUUUGUGAAGCUGUUACCUCUGAAUGAUUGCCGAUAUGCUUUGUAUGAUGCAACAUAUGAAACAAAGGAAUCUAAAAAGGAAGAUCUGGUAUUUAUAUUCUGGGCCCCAGAAAAUGCCCCUUUAAAAAGCAAGAUGAUCUAUGCAAGUUCUAAAGAUGCCAUUAAAAAGAAAUUUACAGGUAUUAAGCAUGAAUGGCAGGUAAAUGGUUAUGAAGAUAUUAAAGAUCGUUCAACAUUGGGAGAGAAACUAGGAGGCAAUGUGGUAGUUUCACUUGAAGGAAAACCUUUAUAAAAGGACAGGCAUGUGCCAUCUGGAGCUUCCUUUUUUUGCAGCUCAUUCAGUUGGAAUAAUACUAAUUCCUUUUUUGGCCCCAUCUUCCCAGAACCCAAAUACCUAAAGAAGAGAUCAUUAACAGUCUGCAAAUGACCCUCGUUAGACUAUUUUUUAAACCUGGUAGUUUUAUGUAGAAUCCAUGGAAUGCUUUCCAUAUAUUUUAGCCCAAACCGCAGGCAUUUCUUGCAAAUGUGUACAAUGAAUGUGAUAGUUGAUGUGGAUAGUCUAGCCAAGCAAAAAGAAAAAGCUUAAGUUAAUUGAUUGCCUUUAAACUCUUGUCCAAUGAUCAAAUGAGACUCUAUUCAGUUUUACUUUACAGUUGCACUUGCAAUUCCAUGAGGCUCUUGUGCAUUCAUACACCUCACAUGCCUUUAUAAGCCUAUUUUUUGUGACAUGGCAGCACAUAACACUAUGCAUUUUAAGCACUUUUUUGUAAUAUGUUUGAUUUCUUCUUCCAUCUCCCUAGAAUGCCAAUUAAUUUAUGGAAUUGUGUCAUCAGUCUCUUGUACCUUGGUCCUCAUUUCUGUUAAAUGAAGUAAUUGUAAUUAUGCCUUUUUUGUUUUUGUUUUUCAUGAAAUAUAUGCUACUGAACAGGAGUAGGAAUUGUUUACCAUGCAGAUCUUGCAACCUAAAUAUAUUUUGUGAAGCAUCAUUCAUAAUGGCAAUUUCUGUAUAAAGGAACCGUAAAUGAAACUCUGGUUUUGAAAUCAAAUAUCAAGUCACCACACUGCAAUAAAACCUGUAGCUUAUUACAGAA
Protobothrops mucrosquamatus (brown spotted pit viper) is the source of this 1406-nucleotide messenger RNA. It is a transcript of the gene CFL2, whose product is annotated as cofilin 2. Gene Ontology annotation, biological process: actin filament severing; actin filament fragmentation; cell motility. The coding region runs from base 107 to 607 and encodes 166 amino acids. The transcript has 4 exons. NCBI's taxonomy places the organism in Eukaryota, Metazoa, Chordata, Lepidosauria, Squamata, Viperidae. Gene Ontology annotation, cellular component: actin cortical patch; cytoplasm; actin cytoskeleton. Gene Ontology annotation, molecular function: actin filament binding. The record is from RefSeq and is a predicted model, not a curated record.